Messenger RNA from Sitodiplosis mosellana (orange wheat blossom midge), 5472 nucleotides. RefSeq names its product annulin. The record is from RefSeq and is a predicted model, not a curated record. Bases 2941 to 5253 code for a protein of 770 amino acids. Gene Ontology annotation, molecular function: protein-glutamine gamma-glutamyltransferase activity. Lineage: Eukaryota; Metazoa; Arthropoda; Insecta; Diptera; Cecidomyiidae. The transcript has 7 exons. Gene Ontology annotation, biological process: peptide cross-linking.
AUUGAUUGUUUUACUUUGAUCAGUGCUAUUGGUUUAUCUUUUGCAUCUUCACUGUAUCUUAUCGUGGAAUUUUGCAACUAUUCCAUCUAUUCAACGAAAUCCUUUUAUUAGUAGCAGAAUCUCUGGUUCAACUGACUGUCGAAAACCAGCCAUAUGACGGAUGAUCAAGCUUAUAAAUCAAGCCGAUUUAAUUCAAUUGAUGUCGGAACGUGGUUCGUGAACAACGCACCGCUGCACGCAGCCUCUCGAUUGAGUGUCGAAAUGUAGCUAGUAAAAUUAGUGAAUAAUCAUAGCCGAUUGACUACCUUGUUAAUCUCAAUCACUUUAAUUAAUUUUAAUCAUUACAUUUUUUCUUUAUCGCAUUUGAAAACGUACGUUUCUCGAGGCAUUCCGUGUGAUUUGUUCUGGGAAAUCCGAUGAAAAAGUGAAAUUUUGUGGUGAUAUUGAAAGAUUUGUUGAGAAAAAAUAGAAAUGCAUACAAAAAGAAAGAAAAACAUUUGUGAUUCAUAUUUAAAUUGAACAAUUUUGAAUUGAAUGACAAAAUUUGUGACUUUUUUCGUGUGUGCAAUGCAAAUUUUCACUCUUUCUCUAAGUGCAACCGUCAAAAAUGCUCAUUGAUGGUCCGAGUAAUCGUUGUCACGUUUGAUCACAGCUAAUAAAUCAUAAUUCGUUGUUCAGUAAAAGCAAAUUUAUACAAAUGUGAAAUAAAUGAGAAAAAUCUCUGAAAUUAGCUUUGCGUAUCUUCAAAUGAAUAAUAAUAUUUGAUAAUGAAAAAAGUGUUCAUAUCGAGCAAGCUCUAUUGUUUGAGUAACAAGCAUGCGAUCCAAAUGGGCUGAUAUUUGAUUUAAUCGUCAGCGUAAAGUGUAAUUAAACUGUGAAUUGUGUGCACGUCAAGGUUUUUUAAUCUGCGUAAUGCACAAGUUUACGCUAGAUUAAAAGGUAAUCCAACAGUGAAAAUUCACACUGAAUGCAUCAGUUAUUUUCAGAUCGUUUGCAAAACUCUUUUCGCAACGUUUGUUUCGGAGAAUGAGCGGAGGAUUUAGGUCGAAUUACUUAUUGUUUUGUCAAAGUGUACGUGUGUGUGUGUUUUUGCCGCCGAAUGUGUGCAUUUGCAUCAUUGCGUCGAUUUGCAUUUGAAUGCUACGUACCUUAAGAAGUGUAUGCCGCCAAAAACGCGUUUAAAAUUCCAAUUUGUAGCACAAAACAUAAGUGCUGUUGUUUAGUUCUUUGUCACGUUCCAGCGAUUUGAGAUCAUUCCAUAAUUUGUUCAAGUGACUUUGUAUGCAAUCGAUCAUUUAAUGUGUGUUUUAAAACCCGUUUUUGUGCAUCUUCGCAUACUCGAUGUGAACACUUUUUUAAUCGAUUUGUUUUUCUGUAAAAAUUUCGCUUGAAAUGUAUGUAGAUCAAUGCGACGAAUGACCAUAAAUGGACAAAUUAUGCGAACUGCUUAGACGAGCUGGAGUGUGUGUGUGUGUGUGUGUGUGGCCAGUGGGUGGUUUGAUCAAUGUGAGUCAAGUUCAUCGAGAAAUUCACGUCUUGUGUGCGAAGUGGUUUCAAGUGCAAACGGAACCAGAAUAUUUUAAUCGCAGAUUAAACAUGGCAAUGUGUACAUAUGGUGUUUGGAGUUGAAAAGCAAACAAAGACGCACCCAGGAAACCAUAACUAUUUAUAAACAAUAAAACAAUAUGGGAAAUUCGUGCACAGCACCGAUGUCGUGCGGCAAAAGAUUGAAAAAUUGCUGUUCACGAUACUUUUGCUGUGAAUGUUGCCCAUGCAACUGCUGUAGCAAACCGAAAUAUGGACGAACGGCAGAUAACAAUGUUGUGACAUCAAGCCCAAUAUCGAUGGGUCUCGUUGUGGCUCCUACCGAUGAAACCGAUGAUCGUAAGUGCCUUUUUUGGCUGUCAAUGUCACAUCAAUUCAUUAAAACACAUCAUUUUCUAUUCAAACCAUUGUGAAUGUGCCAACAAACGUAUUGAAUUUUAUUUAUGCUAUUCAAAUGAAUGCCUUUGUUUUCAUUUUCAUUUUCAAUUUUGUUCUUUAACAAAUCAAAUUUACAAUUUAUCUUGUGCACCUGAGUAGGUGGCCAAUGAAGCCUUCAAAAAAUUCAUAUAUGAAUCACACAACAAAAUCAAAGUCACACGCUAAUUGCACGGUUACAUUGAAAUCAUAGUCAAACGGAUGAAAAUUUUAAUUGAAAUCAGUUGACAGAAAUGGUUUCGAAAUGAAUCAGCUAAAUUUAAGAUCAAAGCCUUUUGAUCCAAAGUACACUUUAACAUAGUUAUGCCAUUAGAAGCGUGAAUUAAUGUCUUUUCUGAUGAAAACAUACGCCAAAUCCAAUUGCUGAUUGAAUCCAAAUCAAAUCUGAUUCGUGUGCUCACUGCUCAAUCCAGAAACGCUCAUAAAUCACUUUUUUCCGAAGUGUAUUUCAAUGUCCGAAGUUUGUUCAAACGCACGAUUUCAAUUUCACAAAUCAUUUCCAAAAACUGAUUGAUUUUAUGGUAAUUGAUAUAUGUGGUUCGAUUAUCUUAAACAAUGUUGCGGAGCGUUUACGUCAUUCUUUCGAUAGAAAAAAAGAUCUGCAAGUUGAUUUUCCUUUCAUUGAGAGCUAUAAUAAUGCAUUGUUUACGCUGAUUUCGAUUCAUAAUGUGGGCACUACCGAUUUGAAUAAAUUUCGCUUACAUUAAUUGUCUAUCGAAGUGUGUGCAUGAGAUCUCUAUUAGACACAAUUUAUACGUUGUUUGAUCUCAUAAAAUUUAGUCUGUUUUUCAACGUCGACUCAAUCGGUUGCGAUUUUUAUUACUCGUUUGGAUAAACGUGUGAAUUUCUACACCAAACUGUCGUUUCAAGUGAAAAAAAAGAGAAAUCAUUUAUCAUUUUACUCUUUUGGCAUUUGUUUUUGAACAAAAAAAUUAAUUCCAAAAUUCGAAGAGCGUUGAAAUGACGGACCGUUUGCGAGAUUGGUGGAAUUCAACGAGAGUAUACGAUUAUGUACCAUGGCAUCGUAGGCGUCAACGUGUUAGACCGAAUGCUGGACGCUGGCCUUCGUUUUAUUCCAAUUCGACGGGAGCAUUGAGGGUGCAUUCGUUGGAUUUUUGUUUCGAGACCAAUGGGCCUGAUCAUCACACAGAUCGUUAUGAUGCAAUGCAUCGCAGUUCAACGCCUGGACUUACUUCUAAUUUAGUUGUGCGCCGUGGUCAGCCGUUUAGAUUAAUUGUCCAUUUCAAUCGACCAUUUGACUCGUUCAGAGAUUCCAUCAGCUUUAUUUUCACCCUUCGAGAUGAUGAUCGACCGAAUCACGGUCAUGGCACUUUGGUGGGAACUGCGUUGAAGCAUGAUUCAUAUGAUUUGGGAAGUGUCAACGAAUGGGGUUGCGUUAUCGAUGGAAAGCAUGGAAAUAUUCUGGAUAUUAUAGUGAAACCAGCUGCUAAUGCGAUCAUCGGCGAAUGGAAUUUCGAUAUUGAUACACAGCUGACACAAGGCGGUGGCGCAGCUUCGUUUAAAAGCCCAAAUACAUUUUUCUUACUUUUUAAUCCAUGGUGUCUGGAUGAUGCGGUUUACAUGGGAGAUAUUGCCCAGCGUGAAGAAUACGUUCUAUCAGACUCAACGCUAAUUUAUCGUGGAUCAUACAACAGAAUCCGGCCAACAAUAUGGCAAGUCGGUCAAUUCGAACGAAACAUACUCGAAUGCUCUUUGCUGCUCAUAUCAGCAGUUGGAAAGGUCGCACCACCGUUUCGCGGUGAUCCAGUGCGAAUCGCGAGAGCUCUUUCAGCCAUUGUGAAUUCACAGGAUGACGACGGUGCUGUAAUGGGGAAUUGGAGUGAAGAUUUUUCUGGCGGUACGGCUCCCACAAAGUGGGUCGGCUCAGUUGAGAUUCUUCAACAGUAUUAUAAGAAGCGAAGCCCUGUUAGAUAUGGUCAAUGUUGGAUUUUUGCUGGAACGUUGAAUACAAUUGCUCGAGCAAUUGGUAUUCCAUCUCGAAUCGUUACAACCUACUCGUGUGCACAUGAUACACAGGCUUCGUUGACCGUGGACUAUUUUGUAGAUGAAAAUGGCAAAAUUUUGGAAGAACUAAAUUCAGACUCGAUCUGGAAUUAUCACGUGUGGAAUGAGCUUUGGAUGGAACGUCCUGAUUUAAGCAAUAAUGCGUUGACUUACAAUGGAUGGCAAGCGGUUGAUUCAACACCCCAAGAAAUGUCGGAUGGCAUUUAUCGUUGUGGACCAGCUCCAGUGAAAGCGGUUAAAUACGGUGAAGUUCUUCGUCCAUAUGAUUGCAACUUUUUAUACGCCGAAGUGAACGCCGAUAAAUUAUUUUGGCUCUAUCGAGGCCCAUCUCAGCCGCUAAAAUUGAUGCGCAAAGAUACGCUAGCAAUUGGCCAAUUGAUUAGCACAAAAGCCGUUGGAAGGUUUGAUCGUGAAGAUAUUACCAGUACGUAUAAAUACCCCGAAAAAAGUCAAGACGAACGUGAUACAAUGCUCAAGGCAUUGAAACAAGCCAAUAGCGCUUUCUCGAGGUUCUAUUUGAACGAAGAAUUCAACGAUAUCCAUUUCACAUUUGAACUGCUGGACGACAUAAUAAUCGGUGAAACUUUCCUGGUGCUGUUGCAAAUAAAAAAUCGAUCAACGCGCGAUUAUUAUCGUGUUUCCGGUUCAUUGUUUGUCGAAACAGUUCUGUACACCGGCAAGAAUCGGGACCAUGUCAAAUCUAUUGACUUUGACCAAAAUAUUCCGCCGGAAUCGAUUGAAGUGAUCGAAAUGGAAGUGACAUUUUAUGAUUAUUUCAAAAAGCUACUGGAUCAAGCUGCGUUCAGUAUUUCAUGUAUAGCCAAAGUGCAUGAUACAGACUUCGAUUACUAUGCUGAAGAUGAUUUCCGAGUGCGUAAGCCAGAUGUCAAGAUUAAAUUGCAAGGCAUACCUGAGGUCGAUCAAGAAAUUGAUGUGAUUCUUCGAUUGGCCAAUCCAUUGCCAGCUCCAUUGAAAAAUUGCAUAUUCCAUGUGCAAGGCACUGGAUUGGAGCGACAAUUGCAGCUCAAUAUACCAGAUGUUCCAGUGGAUGGAAUUGCAUCGUCAACAUUCAAGUAUAUACCACCUUAUUCCGGUCGUGCAACAUUUGCAGCAAAGUUUUUCUCGAAGCAGCUCAACGAUUGCGAUGGUUUUAUUUCCUUUGAAGUGGCACCACGACCAGGCGACGUGUAUAUGAAUGGAAAUUAUCGGCCGAGAGAUUAUAUUGCGCGAACGAAUAUAGUUCCAUAGUCACUUAACGAGUCGAAUAGCCAAAAAAAACUAAGUUUACUUUUCUUUAUGAAAUAUGUGCACGUUACCUAAUCUUUCGGCCCGAUUCAACUCAUUAAUCCGUCUAAUGAAAAACAAAACUAAACCACGUUGUGUUGUAUUUAUUUGUUUUUUAUUUCAUAAAUUUUUUUUGUAUAAUAUUUUUUUAAAAAUAAAAAUCUAUUCAAUUUACAAAUUGAA